AUGAUGAAUACAAGGAACUCUUACGAUGCCAAGGAUGACAUCGACAAGAGCUCAGUGGACAAUGUCGAGGUCGUCCCAAAUGCGGUCGCCAACGCUGAUAAACCGAACCCGAAGAAAGAGGCCCCAGCCUAUGUUGCAGGCCUCUCCCCCGAGGAGCGUGAGAAGGCCGAGCAGGCUCUAGUCCGCAAGAUCGAUCUCCGACUUCUGCCAAUGACAAUCAUCAUGUAUAUCCUCAAUUACUUGGACCGGAACAACAUUGCUGCCGCUCGACUUGCUGGCCUCGAAGAUGAUCUCAACUUGAAGGACUACCAGUACCAGACCAGCGUCAGUAUCUUGUUUGUGGGUUACUUGUUGAUGCAGAUCCCUUCCAAUCUGCUUCUGAAUAAAUUGGGAAAGCCUGCCAUCUACCUUCCAUGCUCGAUGAUGCUGUGGGGUAUUGUUUCCAUUUGUACCGCAGCUGCCCAGAAUUAUGCUGGCCUGGUCGUGAUUCGGUUUUUCCUCGGUUUUGUGGAAGCCGCCUACUUUCCCGGGUGCCUUUACUUUCUCAGUGCUUGGUACACACGGAAGGAGCUCGGCUUCCGAACUGCUGCCCUCUACUCUGGCUCCUUGAUUUCCGGAGCCUUUUCGGGCCUUAUUGCAGCCGGUAUUACGGGAAACAUGGAUCACAAGCUAGGCCUCCGAGCAUGGCGCUGGCUCUUCAUCAUUGAAGGUGCAAUCACCAUCGUGAUUGCCGCGAUUGCCCUCUUCGUCCUGCCCAAUUUUCCUCGGACGACCUCGUGGCUCUCAGAAGAAGAGAAAGAGCUGGCUGUCUGGCGUUUGGAGGAAGAUAUCGGAGAAGACGACUGGGUCGAUAGUGAGCAGCAGUCAUUUUUGCACGGCGCGAAGCUGGCUUUCACUGAUAUCAAGACAUACAUCCUCAUGUUGCUCAUUCUAUGUAUGGUCUCCUCCGCCUCGGUGACCAACUUUUUCCCCACCGUGGUGGAGACCCUCAAUUAUGACAGAAUCAAAACGCUACUCCUCACAGCGCCUCCCUACUGUCUGGCCGUCAUCUGUGCUUUUGCAAAUGCCUGGCACGCUGACCGUACCGGCGAACGCAACCACAAGUAUCGCCCCCCCCGUUACCUUGCCAUGAUGCUCAUGGUCCCAUCUCUAUACACCGGCUAUGUCGUAGCCCUAAGUUGGAUCUCCAGUACUCUGCCACGUCCCGCGUCCAAGCGUGCGGCAGCCCUGGCGGCUAUCAACUGCGUCAGUAACGCUAGCAGCAUUUACGCCAGUUACAUGUACCCCAACCGCGAUGCGCCCAGAUUCAUCACCGCCAUGAGCGUCAAUUGUGCCACCGCAUUCGUCGCGAUCUUAUCCGCUACGGUGCUCCGAUUCAUGCUUGUUCGGCUGAACAAGAAACUGGACCGUGGCGAGGAGGUCUCUGGCGCCGUCAAAUCGGGCGGGCUUCCUGGUCAGGCCAGCGCCAGAGGUUUCCGGUUCUUGAUUUAA
Aspergillus tanneri is the source of this 1491-nucleotide messenger RNA. RefSeq names its product putative MFS transporter. The transcript is spliced from 8 exons. Lineage: Eukaryota; Fungi; Ascomycota; Eurotiomycetes; Eurotiales; Aspergillaceae. The coding region runs from base 1 to 1491 and encodes 496 amino acids. Gene Ontology annotation, biological process: transmembrane transport. Gene Ontology annotation, molecular function: transmembrane transporter activity. Gene Ontology annotation, cellular component: membrane. The record is from RefSeq and is a predicted model, not a curated record.